AUGUAUCAAUUGUCAGGAGUAAUUUGUACAUAUUUCUUACUUAUUUUAGUAUCAACUCAAGCAGCUAGUAUUAAAAAUUGUACUACUGAUAAUUAUGAGUGCUAUACCAAUGUCCAAUGUUGUAGUAAAUGCUGCUUGGAAGGUGUCUGUGUUCCAGAUACAGAUCAGUGCAGGGAUAACAACCUCGUCAUAACAAAGCGAUCGCCACAAAUGACUCGCCGUACAUGUGCAGAUAUUAAUCCUCCAUGUCCACCUUCUAGCAAAUGUGUUUUACAUCAGGUUCAAUGUUUUGUUGCUCCUUGUUACCCGAUACCAAUGUGCAUUGACGAAAGUGGUAAAUGGAUUUUCGAUUGGUAA
This is a messenger RNA of Copidosoma floridanum, 357 nucleotides long. RefSeq lists its product as uncharacterized. The record is from RefSeq and is a predicted model, not a curated record. NCBI's taxonomy places the organism in Eukaryota, Metazoa, Arthropoda, Insecta, Hymenoptera, Encyrtidae.